Molecule: messenger RNA, 1218 nt
Organism: Lecanosticta acicola
Lineage: Eukaryota; Fungi; Ascomycota; Dothideomycetes; Mycosphaerellales; Mycosphaerellaceae
Source: the annotation of a GenBank genome assembly
AUGCGUUCCAACACAGCAACACUCGCCAUUCUGUCACUCUUGUGCGCCUUGUCUCUCGGCCACAUGAAAUUGAAUCAUCCAGUCCCUUUCGGCGGCUCAACACUGUCACUGUCGCCACUAGCAAAUGUCAAACCGGGCACCCAGGGAAGCGACUUUCCGUGCCAGCAGCGCCCCGGAGUAUACCACAUCGAUGAGAUGAACGACAUGAAGGUUGGCGAACCACAGCUGCUCAAUCUCACGGGAACAGCGUCUCAUGGAGGCGGAACAUGUCUUAUCAGCGUCUCGCUGGAUCUAGAACCCGACUACAAAUCGACAUGGAAGGUGAUUCAAAUCUUUGAAGGCGGUUGUCCGACUGAAUCAAAUGGGAACACCGGCACUCACCCCUUCGCCUUCACUAUCCCAGAGAAAUUUCCGAAUGGCAGAGCUACCCUUUCCUGGACCUGGUAUAACCGAAUUGGUGACAGGGAGAUCUAUCAGAAUUGUGCUCCCAUUGACAUAACCGGCGGUGCUGAUAACAAAGACUACUACGACCAGCUACCGAACCUCUACCUGAUAAACCUUCCAACUUCGGAAUGCUCUAGUGUGGAGAUGUCCGACCUUGAGAUUCCUUUCCCAGGUCAAUUUGUUCUCCGAGAUUCUCAGAAGCUUGCAAGCGCGAGCGGUCCAAGUUGCGCGGCGUCUGCGGCUGCGAUGACCAAGGGCGUCUCCGGUUACAAGACCGCAACCUUGAACGAUGGCGCCGCGUACUCUGCUCCAGCCAAUGGGGGUGGCAACCAGACAGUCUCGGCUUCUAGCGCCCCUCAAACGACCUCUGCUCCGGCUAGCAAUACGGCCUCAUCAGUGGCAACCAGCUACAGCGCGCCAUCAGAAGCUGUAUCUACUGUGACGACCUUGUCCACAUCGAGAAAACCAACAUCGGUGGCUUCUGCAUCGGUCAGCUUUGCAACUAUGACUGUCUCCGGGACCGCUGGCAUCUUUGGGCCUACUACUGGAACUGGGACAGCUGCUACUCCUGCAGGAACUGGCACUACUUGCUCUGGAGACGCUAUUCACUGCUCCGCGGACGGCAGCCAAUUCGGACUCUGUGACCACGGCAAGAUCGUGUGGCAGAAGGUGGCAUCAGGCACCAAAUGCCAGGACGGCAAAAUCGCCAGACGUGCCACUCCAUGGAAUGUGCAUGCUCGCCGUCACGUAGCAAAGGCCGUUCAUGAAGUAUGA